GACAGGUCUGCACGGAUAGCGUCGAAAAUGCGGGUCCAGACCAAAAAUGGAACCACUGCCACCCAAGCCGCAGCCUGAACCUCUUGGCCAGGACCUCCUCCACUAGUCUCCACAUCUCGUGGCACAGAUAUUGCUAUCCGAUUUGCGGGUAUAAAACCAUGGCUGUCCCCCUCGCGAGCUCUUCACCCGAACACCCCUGUUUCCCCCCAAAUCUACCUACAACCCCUCUCUCAAGACAAUCAUGUCUACAUCCUACACUAUUCCAAAGACCCAGAAAGCUGCCGUAGUCGAAUCGGUUGGCGGAACUUUGCAGAUCAAGGACGACUAUCCCGUGAAGCAAGCAAGUGAGCUUGCACCAGGCGAAUGUCUCGUCAAGCUCGAGUUCACUGGUGUUUGCCAUACCGAUCUUCACGCUGCGAAGAAUGAUUGGCCAGUUCCUGCUAAAACCCCACUUAUCGGUGGACAUGAGGGUGUCGGCCAUAUCGUUGCUAUCGGUGAACACACUCAAGAUUCCCCAGUCAAGGUCGGCGAUCGUGUUGGUAUCAAGUGGCUCGCAUACUCCUGCUUGGAGUGUGAACAAUGCAGGAAAGGAAACGAGCAAGUUUGCGUCAAGGGAAAGUACAGUGGUUUCUCCGUAGACGGUACUUUCUCGCAAUAUGUAGUCUCAUGGGUUAGCCAUGUUACUCCCAUCCCCGCGAAUUUGGACAGCGCAGAAGCCGCUUCCAUCCUAUGUGCAGGUAUCACUGUAUACCGUGCCAUCAAGCACAGCCAGACACACAUCGGUGACUGGAUUGUCCUUCCCGGUGCUGGUGGAGGUCUUGGUCACCUUGCUAUUCAAUACGCAGUCGCAAUGGGUCUCCGUGUCGUUGCAGUCGAUACCGGUGCUGAGAAACGAGAUCUCUGUCUGAAGCUCGGUGCUGAGAAGUGGGUUGACUUCAAAGAGACCAAGGACCUCGUGAAAGACAUCAAAGAUGCCACAGGCGGCGCUGGACCCCACUCUACUAUCAUCACUGCUGCGAGCAACGCUGCGUAUGAGCAGGCCAUCGAUUACCUUCGUCCCGGAGGAACCCUUAUGGUUGUCUCUUUGCCAGGCCAGGGAAAGCUCAGCUGUGACAUUUUCUUCACUGUCACUAAGGCUAUCAGUAUCCUUGGCUCUUACGUCGGUAACCGACAAGAUGCAAUCGAGUCGCUUGAUAUCGCUGCACGAGGAAAAGUGAAGUGCUACUACACUCUCAAACCUCUUUCUGCCCUUCAAGAGACAUACGAAGGUCUUGAAGAGGGAACUGUCGUUGGUCGUGUCGUUCUUGACAUGAAACAGUAAAGAUUCCGUUGGUUACGACCAUUAUCAUCUUUAAAAUCCAUCGCGUGUACUAUCAGUUGUAUUCAUAGUUGUCAUCAGUUGGGUAUUUUCGAGUCGUCAUGAUUCGUGAUCUGCCUGUACGUCGGAUUCGUUCCUAUUAUCGCGAGUAGUUGUUGGCAAGGACCUAAUCAUAGGGUGGGGUACCGACUGAAGCUUGGCACAAAUAUCACAAUAUUGAAAUAUUGAACGCUGAUCGAUCGUGCGACGACGAAGGCGAAGAACCUGGUUUAGAACAACGUCAAGCCCCAAGCCAACGCCAUGCAGUCCAACUCAAAUGAACUGAAGCAGACUAGAAGCAAGCGGAAGAGUUUCCAAGGUACCAUAUACGAGUCUGAUUCGAGAGCUUCCAUAAAGUUCAAAUCUGCGUAUCUUGAACUCCACUUGCAAACACUACGUUCGACGGUCAAGUCUGAAUGGCCAUCUCUUCGAUGGAGACGAUAAUUCGAACUGAGACCUCUGCAGGUUU
Somion occarium is the source of this 1826-nucleotide messenger RNA. The record is from the annotation of a GenBank genome assembly. Lineage: Eukaryota; Fungi; Basidiomycota; Agaricomycetes; Polyporales; Cerrenaceae.